AUUUCAAAAGUAAAGUAUUCCCACAUAAGAGGCACUGACAAAUUAUCUACCAGUGAUGUGUAUAUUUUGCGAAAAGAUUUGUACAAUAUAACCGAACUGCCAUCGACACCCGAGGCUUUGGCAUCUUGCAACUUGCUCAUACGGGUUCAGUUACAUGCAGUUUUAUCUUGUGUUUAUGCAGCUUGCAAGUCGACUGGAGACUGCUUUCAACACCAACAAUGUUACCUCAGUUUUUCUAUUGAUUAUUGGGGAGAAAUCAUCAUUGUCUCUGAUCGACCAACUGGAUGAAAUUGCAUGCAGGGAUUUGCAUAAAAAUGAAUUUAAAAAUGUUACACUGAUAUUACGGGCUCUUGAACAAGUGAUGUACAAACACGAAGACUGCAUGACGCAGCUGGUCUCUGGGGGGUUAAUGAUCAAGAUAAGUGAUUUAUGUUUUAUUUGUGUACUAUGCAUUUGUGUACUAUACAUAAUGUAUUUAAUUCAGUCAUCAGAUACAACUGAAUACCAGACCAAAUUUAUAAAACGUUGGUGUGUUUAUUUAUUUAUUUAUUUUUAGGUGGAAUGUAAUUGGGGACUGAUUUUUUUUUUCCCCUAGUUGCUCAUAUAUUUAUUGUUUGUACAUUAAAAAUGUAUCAUAAAUUUACCCAUCCUUUCAGGGGGAGGAGGAGAUUUAAUAGGUUAACAUAAUGUUUUUUUCCCCCAAACAUGCUAAAUUGGUUUGAGAUGGUUUGUGAGCAUCUAAAGGUGCAUGAGAAACUAAAUAAAGCUCCAAUGCGGAUCGUGGAAGUGUUCUUUGAAGUGUCAAUGAGACUUUGCCAGAGCAGCAGUGAAGGCAGCACUAAGAUUUUGGAAAUUUUUAUACUGAGGUUUGGUGCUGUUGUGAUUGACCAAAAUGUACAUUUCAGUCUUCGUCUAGAGGCCAUUAAGACAAUAAAUUCAAUGCUGGACAGUGCUUCAAAAGAGACUCGCAAAAAAAUAUGUCAGUCUGAUCAUAGUUCUCUGCUAGCGGAGUUUGCUAAUGCAAUAAUUGAUGUUGGUGAUUAUGAAAUGCAGGUGGCUAUUUCUGAGGCACUCUGUCGGAUGACGCCCAAGAAACAAAGGGAGGAACUGGCUGGCAAGUGGUUCAGCUACAGAAGCUUUGCUUCAACUUUCAUAACAAUAAGGGUUAAAGAGUUUGAAACAGAUUGUAGGAUAUUUCUGAAUGAACUCAACAGUUAUUUUGGAAGCUCAAGAAGAGUGUUUUCAUAUCCAUGCCUAAGGGCAUUUCUAGACACCACUGAGUUGUUUAAACCUGAGGAUGAACUUUUGCAGAAGUUCUGGAUAGACUUCAACAUUGGGACAUCUUGCAUUGGCUUCUAUGUAAAUGACGCUCAAGAAACCCUAUGGGAACUUAUUAAUUUGCCUAUAGAAGCUGUAAGUUCAUACAAUCUACAAGAAUGUGGUGAACAGAAGAUUUUGAGUGUUCACAUGUCUCUUCCUGUGUCUCAUGGGAAGAUCACUGGAAAAAUGGUGCAGAUUACUUUUGACUGUAGGCAUGACAUUCAAACUGCUUUGAAAAAAGUCUAUGCUGAGGUAGCUGAAUUACAGCUGAUGGAUACCAUAAAGCAUUCUGCAUUUAGUCAGGAAGAUUCAGGGAUUCAAACCACUCCGUCUGAAAUUAAAAAUACAUUCACCAGUACUCCUUUGACAGAGACUACAGGAAGAGCUCAAGUGGCACAAGCUAAAGACAUUGUCUUCAGUCAGUCUGUCUCUUCAAAUGGGUCUGUCAGUUCUGUUAAGUCGUUUCCAUCUGCAAAAUCUACACAAAAGAGGAAAAUUAGGAUGUUUCACUCAGAAAGUGACAGCUGUGUGUCUGGUGAGAGACCUUUCCUUCAGUGUGACUACACCAGGAAAAAGAUGCGGCUGAAAAGUAAACUCAAAGUUCUCCCCCUUUCCUCACCAAGUAGUAAUGAGGAAAUGUACUUUAAGGAAUCAACUCCUAAACACAGAGUCAGAGAGAGGUGUCAAGGAAUGGAUGGGAAGCAGAAUCUGGAUCUUUCCCACCAAACCAAGGAGUCUGUUCUGGAUUCAAACUUUGAGAAUCUUUAUCAAACAGAAAUGAAUUUGGGUUGUGAUGCUGGAGGUGAGGAGCAGCUUUCUAUCCCUACACUCAAACCCAGAAAACUAUUCAUCUCCCCCUCGCUGGAGAGUGCAAAUGAAGCAAUAACCCAAGCAUUGCUGGAAGAUGAUGAAUCUGAGGCAGAGCUGAGUUCUGGAGUCAUGGCAGCCUUUGAUUCCUUUAAAGCUCAGCUAAAAGAACAUUUUUCUUCUAGGUAUAAGAAGACUGAAACAAAGUCACUGAAAUCUUUGACUGACUGCCAGAAAACUGUAUCCUCUUUGUUAAAAACUGUGCAUGAUCAAAGGCUUAUUCACUUGGAAUGCUUCCAAAAUGCUGUAGUACAGCAGCUGGGUCAAUUGGAGCAGAACUGUCUUUCCCUAAAGAACAUUGAAAGAGAAACUGUGGGUUUUUGGAAGUCGGUGUCUGAUACUGUGACAGUGUUCUGUGAUAAACAGCAGAAGAGGUUGGAUUCUCUAGAGGUUUUAAGAGAGGAUGUCCAUGCCAACCAAAGCCAAGCAGAGGAAAGAGAAACAAUGGAUAACGUGUCCACUGCAGUUCCAGUUGCAGAGACCCAAGACAGCCCUAGAGAAUGAGAAAUUUGUCCAAGCACAGAUUCCAGCUAGAAAACUACACAUGAAUAUUACAACUUUGAUCAUUGCAUAAUUUAUAUUUGUGUGAAUUACAUUAUUUGUAUUCAAAUGUAUUGUUUCAAUCAAUUUGUUUACACAAAAGUUUGUUUAAAUAUUAUAUAAUGUGUGAAAAAAGCUGAUGAAAACAAGCAUGUUUCACUAAGUGACAUUUACCUUGCCUUGUGAUGGGGUAAACAUUUUUCAAACUAUAUUUUGCAUAUCUUUAAUUUAAAAAAAAUAUAUAUAAAGAACAUUACACACUGAAUGUGUGGCAAUUAAAAAUAAAUAAAAAAUGUUGAAUU
Tachysurus vachellii is the source of this 3029-nucleotide messenger RNA. RefSeq names its product synaptonemal complex protein 2-like (gene sycp2l). The record is from RefSeq and is a predicted model, not a curated record. Lineage: Eukaryota; Metazoa; Chordata; Actinopteri; Siluriformes; Bagridae. Bases 706 to 2691 code for a protein of 661 amino acids. The transcript is spliced from 27 exons.